ACAAUAAUAGAUGAUAAACAUUUUUCGGCGAAAUUUGUUUAUGUCCGAAGCAAUCAUCAGUGAUAUUUCAAAAAUCGUGAUCCAUCUAAUUUAAAAUGUCGGAAUCAGAUUACUUUGGUUUUGAGCUAAUUUUCAAGACAGUUGAAGGAUCCAUCAACGCAAAAUCAGAUGUGCUGAUGACCGUCAUCCAUUGGUACUUGAUUAAGAACUCAUUCCGCAAUGUCGGUAUUGGAGAUGAUAAAACCUUAUCGGAGUCGGAAGAGAAAAGUGAACUACUCCCGGAUGGAUGGAAUGCAAAUCCGCUCUCGUAUGCCCUUCGUUAUGUGAACAACGAUCAGCUGUACAUUCUGCACGGCACUGACAGCCGAGGAACAAUGAUCGUAAAUUUGUUGAAAGUGAAAACUUUGGAUGUAUCGAAUAUUACUCUCAACAUUGAAGACACUGUAAAGCAACUCAAGGGAUCCAUUACAAGUUUGAUUCCUGAAGCAUCUACGGUGCUGAGUCGUAUUCGUGACUGUCUGUUGAAACCCGUAAUAGAUGGCAACCAGAAAGAUGGGGAAGCCCAAACUGAAACCGAAACGCAAAGACCGGUACGCUCGGAUGACCCUGUGAAUCCACUGCAAAUUGGAAGACCACGACUGCCGGAUCCACUGGGUGUGGGAAAUGUAGGCCGUGGCGAUCUGGAUCCAUUGGGUCGCGGUGGUGGAAUGAUCUUUGAACCACCGGGUGGGUUCAAUCCUCUGGCAGACCUCAGGAGACCGGGACCCCGAGGCCCUAUCCCGGGAGCACGCUUCGACCCAUUCAGUCCCCCCGUUGGCUCAAAUCCAAGAUUUUACCGUGUCCCAGAUCCUGACCCAGACCAUAUGCCACCACCUGGAUACGACGACAUGUUCAUGUAAUAAUCACGGAGGGAACACUUUCGGAGUAAAUGGAAGAAUUUACGAAGCUGCUUGACUGAAUUGUCUCUGUUAUUCUGAUAAUAAAAAAACAUAUUACUUACCUUGAA
Messenger RNA from Toxorhynchites rutilus septentrionalis, 1006 nucleotides. RefSeq names its product proteasome inhibitor PI31 subunit (gene PI31). The record is from RefSeq and is a predicted model, not a curated record. Gene Ontology annotation, biological process: proteasome-mediated ubiquitin-dependent protein catabolic process. NCBI's taxonomy places the organism in Eukaryota, Metazoa, Arthropoda, Insecta, Diptera, Culicidae. The transcript has 3 exons. The coding region runs from base 96 to 899 and encodes 267 amino acids. Gene Ontology annotation, molecular function: proteasome binding; endopeptidase inhibitor activity.